Molecule: messenger RNA, 552 nt
Organism: Helianthus annuus (common sunflower)
Lineage: Eukaryota; Viridiplantae; Streptophyta; Magnoliopsida; Asterales; Asteraceae
Exons: 2
Coding region: 1-552 (183 amino acids)
Source: RefSeq, a predicted model, not a curated record
AUGGUAGAAAUUGGGGAGUCCUCAAAGCGCAAUAAGGGUAAACGGGGUAAGAAGGACAACAAGGGGAAAGCAAAGGUUAACAACCUUGGACCGAAAAAGGGGGCUGUGAAAAAGAAGCAUGCGCCUUUCCAAGGAUGGUGUGCCUUUGAUAGCAAUGAUAACCGAAGAAACGGCUAUGAUGAAGAAGUCAACGUGAUGGGUGAAAACCCAAAAGGAUGGUUCGUUGACACGGGUGCAACCCGCCAUGUUUGCGGAGAUAAGGCUCUUUUCUCAACAUUCAAGGAAGCGACGGGUGAAGAAAAGCUUUAUAUGGGAAAUAAAGCUACCGCAAGCAUCAAGGGGGAAAGCACUGUCUUCCUGAAGAUGACUUCUGGCAAGGAGCUUACCUUGACCAACGUGUUGUAUGUCCUAGAUAUAAGGAAGAAUCUCGUAUCGGGAUGGAUGCUCAACAAGUUUGGAUUUCGUCUAGUGUUGAAUCGGACAAUUUUGUUCCUUCUAGACGUGGUACAUUUAUCGGAAAGGGUUACGCCCUUAAUGGAAUGUUUAAAAUGA